UUCUCACUAUGUCUAAAAUUUACAUUUACACCGGGUCAAGGUCAGGUGAAUGUCGCCGAUUUAGAAAAGUAACAGGAUCAAAUUGCCAUUAUGGCGUUGAAUAUAUUGAAUACAGCUUCAAAGCGAUUGACAACGACAAUUGCUUUCUCAAAAUGUGGUCCAGUUGUGAGCAGUUCUCUGUUUCAUACCAGUCAGCCAACAAACAGCAGGCCAAAGUCACCAUUACCUGAUCCAAAAAAGGAACUCAUAAAUCACAGUAAAAUUAGAGGCAUUGACAUCUUGCGAGACCCUAGGCUUAAUAAGGGCCAGGCUUUUACUCUGCGUGAGCGUCAGUUGAUGGGUAUACAUGGCCUCCUACCACCAAUUGUCAUCAAUCAAGAAAGGCAACUUGAACGUGUCAUAGAGAACUUUCGAAAACGCCCCACUGAUGUUGAUAAGUACAUCUAUUUGAUGGCUUUGUAUGACAGGAAUGAGCGCUUGUUCUACCGGUCACUUUGUGAACAUGUAGAAGAAAUGAUGCCCAUUGUUUAUACGCCAACAGUCGGGCAGGUGUGUCAGCAGUAUGGUCUUAUAUACAGAAGACCAAGAGGGUUGUUUCUCUCCAUAAAUGACAAGGGACAUUUAUAUGAAAUGAUUUGUAACUGGCCAGAGAACAAUGUCAAGGCAAUUGUUGUAACAGAUGGAGAAAGAAUUCUAGGACUUGGAGAUUUAGGUGUGAAUGGAAUGGGUAUCCCAGUAGGAAAGUUGUCCCUGUACACAGCUCUCGGUGGUAUACCACCAAUUCAGACGCUACCAGUCAUGUUGGAUGUAGGAACCAAUAAUAAGACUUUAUUGGAAGACAGCCUUUACAUCGGAAGACAAAAGCCUCGUGUAACUGGAGAAGAAUAUGAUGAAUUCAUUGAUGAAUUCGUCGAAGCGGUUGUUAGAAGAUAUGGGCAGACAACUCUGAUACAGUUUGAAGACUUUGGUAACAACAAUGCAUUCACUCUGUUGGAAAAGUACAGACAUAAAUACUGUGUGUUCAAUGACGAUAUUCAAGGCACAGCCUCUGUUGCAGCAGCUGGUAUUUUUGCUUCUUUGAGAAUCACUGGCAAGAAACUGUCAGACAAUGUGUUUGUCAUGCAGGGAGCUGGCGAAGCCAAUAUUGGUAUUGCCAACUUGAUCUCAUUGGCUAUGGAAGCAGAAGGUACACCAAUAGAGGAGGCCCGCAGCAAGAUUUGGAUGGUUGAUUCCAAAGGUCUUAUUGUUAACAACAGGCCAAAGGGAGGAGUUUCGGGUCAUAAGAAAGAUUUCGCCAAGGAUUUUAAACCAAUAGAUAAACUAGAAGAUGUUGUCAAGGAGAUUAAACCAACAGCAUUAAUAGGUGCAGCUGCCGUGCCUGGAGCAUUUACAGAGACUAUUCUGCGAGACAUGGCAUCGUUUAAUGAGAGACCAAUCAUCUUUGCUCUCUCUAAUCCAACAAGUAUGGCAGAAUGUACAGCGGAAGAGGCUUACAAUAUCACUGAGGGACGUUGUGUGUUUGCAAGUGGCAGUCCAUUUGACCCAGUCACAGUGAAUGGACAAAAGUUUUACCCUGGUCAGGGUAACAAUGCGUACAUCUUCCCAGGGGUUGCACUAGGUCUAAUAGCCUUCCAAGUUAGGCAUAUUCCAGAAUCUAUCUUCUUGAAAGCUGCACAGACAUGUGCAAGCCUUGUAACAGAUCAACAUCUUGCAGAAGGUCGUGUUUACCCACCACUGAGCCAAAUCCAAGAGGUCUCUCAUAAGAUAGCAACAGAACUCGGAGAGUAUGUUUACGAAAAAGAACUCGCCUCAUUGUACCCGGAACCGGAGGAUAAAAAAGCUCAUAUAUGGGAUCAGAUGUACUCAACAGCUUAUGAAUCGUUCGAGCCCGAAGUGUGGGACUGGCCAGAGUAAUUUAACAUACAGGACUAUUUUUUUUUUUCACAUAAUACGAGCUGUUAGUAAGGCUUUAUUCUUAUUUGUUAUUGAAAGUUUGUAUAUUUUUGGAAUGGAUUAUUAAUUUUUGUAAAAAUGAUACCAUAUUUUCAUAUAGGAUUUUAGACAAUACACAGUGUCUUUUAGGAUUUAAAAUAUUGCACAAUGUUUGAUACUUAUGACUUGAGACUUUAUUGGGGAUUGAUAUUGUUAUAUACCUUAAGUAAGGUUGGAUCAUGUUGAUGAACAAACAAAAAUAUUUAUUUUACAAAAAAAACUUAAUAUUUUGUGGUCAAUUUUGUAAGUCCUAUUUUUUCAUAGGCUAUUUAGAAAUAUUUUUAUUGGUAUAAACAAAUUUCUAUAUUUGAUGUUGACACAAAAAUUUAUGACAUCCCUGCAUUAAUCAUGGUCAUUCAUAAGAUUUUUACUUUAUAUAGAGAUUACAAGUGUCUGUGCACUUAGUUUAAUUUGAUAGUCAUUUAUGGUUAGUUUACAGUUUAUUGAAGUUUUUGAUACAUUUUGCUUUUAAAAUGCCAACAAGUAUAUAGACAUUAGAUUAUAACACAAGUGUGAAGCUAUCCUUGUUUCUUAUAUAGGUAUCAGGUGCGAACAUUAAGAAAAAUUGUAAAUAGAUUUAGUGUAGCAUGAAGAAAGGCUUGUUUCAAUAAUGUUAAAGGGACUCCACUGUGGUUUUCAUUUUUACAUGAUGAAACUGAGUUAAUUAUUUCCGAGAUUUGUGUACUAUUAGAUAUAGGUCUGGACCUAAAGCUUGUGCAAAAAUAUUUCAGAUCAUUUGAUUAUUCCGCCUUUUUUUAUAAAAAUAAUUUAAAUUGUCCUAAAUGACAAAAAGAAAAGAAUAACAAUGCUUUUAAUUCAAAGCCAUAUAUGGCAUAAAACAUUAAUUUGUUUAUUAUAAUUUUUAUUGUCUUCUGCAUAUUUUCCAUAUUAUUUGCACCAGUUGAACCAUGUAAAAAUUUUAUGUUUUUAGACUUUCGGACCUUGGUGGAGCUCCUUUUAAGGGAUAUGUGUGUGAAUGAUAAAUUUUGUACUUCAAUUUUAGUGACUAUGUUGGACAGUUGACUGCCAAAUAAUAGCUCAAAGAUUUUGUUAGUGUUGUAUUACUAUUAUAAUUGGCAAUAAUAUCAUUUUAACAUCAUAACGAAACAAGCUUGUGUCUAAAUAUAAUAUGUCAUUUGAUGGAUGUCUUUGGCUAGGUGUACAUGUGUUAAAUACAUGAUAUCAUAUUGUUGAUGUUUUCUUUUUAAUUAACUGAAAAAGAUGUAAUGUUUAGCGCAUCUGUUUUGAAGAAAUAGUCCAGCUACUAUCAUUGUUGUCUAGUUAUAAUCAUGCAAAAUGUUUACUGUAGCCCAUUAUUCAAACAUUUCAAAAGUAAUCAACAAUGAAACUUAGAAUACUUGCUUAUCUUGUUAAACAAGGGGCAUAAUUCUAAAAAAAAUCAGUGUUUAAUUUUGGUGGUAUGUCCCUUUUUAACUUAGAAUUUUUAACAGAUGAGUGUUAACACGGCAUGUGGUUUUCUUGUUUGAGAGUAAGAGAUGUAUGUUCUUAAGCUUAAAGUUUGACUUUGUUUUAUUGAUAAUAAGUUAAAUAUGUUCCAACAUAUUUCUUUUGUAGCAUUGAAAGUUUUUGCCAACUUCUAAAAGAAAGUAUGGGAUGCACACUUACACUUUGUAAAUUCUAAGAAGUAAAUCUUGCUUUCUUCAUAAUUAAAUUAAUUCUUGGAUGUCCUGCAGUUGUAAUUUAAAACUGAACGGAAAGUUAAUUAAAUGCCUUAGAAUAGUUAAGACAAUUUUUCCUUUUCAGUCUGUUGUCUACUAGCAUUUCUUUAAUGUAUUAUUAUGUGUUAAACCAGUAUUGCUUCAACCUAUGUUUUGUAUGUUUAUUCAGUAGUAGCCAUUUUAGUUGUAGCUGUCUAUUGUUAUGUCAAACCUUAUUACUAAGUUUAUGAUUAAAAUUUUUCAUCAUUUUCACUUUUUAUUGAAAUUUUGUUUGAUAUUUUUCACCAGACUUGUCAGUAACAAGUCAUUUGUUUAAUAUAGAAUAUAUAUAAAGAAUGAUUUAAUCAUUUUAAAACAAGCAUUUUAAGACUAUAAGAAUUACUGUCCAAAAUCAAAUGCCAAAGUUUUUGACAUUUAAUAUUUGUUUUUGAUAAUUUGCCAUCCGUCGCAUAAUAAUGUGUGGUUUGAGUAAGUAUACCUUGCCACUUGUAAAGGCAAAAUGUACAAAAAUAUGAACAAACAAUAUAAGUACCAUGUUUUUUUUAAAUUUUUAUACCUUGCCACACAAAUCAUAUACAUUGAAUGAACAAAUCAGCCUCAAUAGGUUAUAAUAUAAGAGAUGAGAAAUUACUUUUUACCUAGUUUAUUUCUAGGGUUGACAACAAAACAGUUGUAAGGCCUUCUUUAUUUCAUGUAAAUUACUACAGUUUUGCUGUCGCCGCAACUACAGUUUUGCUGUCAACUGUCAGUUUGGUUAAGCAAUCAAACCAAUAAAACAAAACAAAUUUUUCAGUAUAAGAGAAUUGUAUUGUCUAUAUUAUAUAUUUGUUAUUAACGUAUAUUCCUAUUGUUGUUGCUGAUUAUUUUUUGAAAAUCAAAACUUUAAUUACGUGUUUUAUAUGGAGGUAUGUCUAUUUCUAAAGUAUGUCUAUUUCUAAAGUCUUAAGGAUUAUGUUUAAAAUGCUGUAAAGGUUAACUGGGUUAUUCCUGAACCCUUGAAAAAAUUUAUGUUGACAUCAUUGUGUCAGAAUUAAUCAAUAAACGCUUAAGAAUGAUUAAGGUGUAUGUUUUUCCAUAUUUAUUUAUGACAACGGAGUCCCAGGAUAGGUUUGUUGUUUAUUUUUCUUAUUUAUUCCAAAUUUAUUUUUAUGUUCAGAGACUUUCUUGCCCAAUAUCUCCCGUAUUUGCGAGAAAUCGAAAAAAAAAAACCAACAUUUUAGCAUUUGUAUUUAUUUUCGUAGCAUUCCUUCAUACAUUUGUUGUUUCUAUUUUAUAUGGUAGUGUUAUCUACAUGUAUGGAACAGAUCUGAUAUUUUGUGAGGGUGAAUGAGUAAUCUUAUAUUUGUAAACCUCAAAUUUCUGACAAAAUAAACAUAAUGACAAAUUCUUGACAAAUCAAUAUGAUGAGAAAUUUCUGACAAAUGAACAGGAUGACAAAUUUCUGACAAAUAAUCAUGAUCACAAAUUAUGACAAAUCAAUAGAAUUUGUCUUACGUUAUGCAAGUUGUUACAUGACAUGUUUUCCUUAACAAGUAAACUGUUUGACUGAGGGAUGGAAAAAAAUUGUAUUUUAGGGAUUAUAGAUCCUAAUGAGGCAGGUAUUGAGUGUUUUUUUUUUUCAAUUAAUGACAUCACAGUGUCACAUGACAAAAAUAUACUAAAGAUAGGUAAUCGGAAACCUAUCGAAAGAAGAACUCCAGGGCAGCUUCAGUUUCAUUUGGAUAUUAUCUGAAAUUAGUUGAUAUUUAGUGAUUAAUUAGGAAUAUGGAUUGGUUCAGAUUUUGAAUAUAAAAUAUACAUAACAAUUGUGUACUUCAUGGGACACAGUCUGUGACAUGUAACUGGUAGCCAUAUUUUAGGAUACUAAUAGAUUGUAGUCUUGUUUAAAUGUGCUAUUGUAGAACAAUACAUUUUGUUGAAAUAUUUUACAUGUUCAUGUUUUAUCAUAGUUCUUGUAUAUACAUAAUUUAAAAUGAAAUUCAAAAUAUGCUUGAAUAAAAUACACAAGUGCUACAUUUAGAAAAUUUAUGCUUUAAAAGCUUAUUUAUUAUUUACUUUUAAUUUACCAUGAACUUUGCUGAUAUUAAAAUUGUUUUUUUACCUUCACAUAUCAUAUGAUAUUGAUAUAGAAUACAAUUUUUUUCAUAAGACUUUUUCUCAUUGAUAUAAAUUGGAUGUAUAACUUUCAAACACCCUGUCUCUAAUACACUAUUAAUGAUUAGAUAUACUUAUAUUUAGUAACCAUGUAGCGAAAGGACUUCCUCCAAUUGAAUACAUUUUGUUAAACGAGUUCUUUAAUUUUCGUUUUAUAGUACCAUAUGAGUAUUGUUAACAUGUAUUGUGUCAUGAAACUGGACAAAAUAAUGGAAUCUCAUUUUUAUGUUAAAUGUUGUUUUUUUGUGCAUCUUAAGUUUUAUGUCAGAUGUAAAUUUUUGGCACCGUAUGUUUUUUGGCAUAGAAAGUUUACUGUCAAUGGCAGAUGCUAUUUUUGUGUCAAAAUAAUGUAAGAAUCUAUUUUUAGCAUAGAAAAAUGAUGUCAGAUGCUAUUUUUGUCAAAGAUGAUAACAGAUGCUAUAAUGACAAAGAAUAGUUGAUGUCAGAUGUUGUUAAGC
Messenger RNA from Ruditapes philippinarum (Manila clam), 6283 nucleotides. RefSeq names its product NADP-dependent malic enzyme-like. The record is from RefSeq and is a predicted model, not a curated record. Gene Ontology annotation, cellular component: mitochondrion. The transcript is spliced from 12 exons. The coding region runs from base 91 to 1914 and encodes 607 amino acids. Gene Ontology annotation, biological process: malate metabolic process; pyruvate metabolic process. NCBI's taxonomy places the organism in Eukaryota, Metazoa, Mollusca, Bivalvia, Venerida, Veneridae. Gene Ontology annotation, molecular function: NAD binding; malate dehydrogenase (decarboxylating) (NAD+) activity; malate dehydrogenase (decarboxylating) (NADP+) activity.